This is a messenger RNA of Musa acuminata AAA Group (dessert banana), 1295 nucleotides long. Its product is annotated as ricin B-like lectin R40C1. Bases 20 to 1054 code for a protein of 344 amino acids. The record is from RefSeq and is a predicted model, not a curated record. The transcript is spliced from 7 exons. NCBI's taxonomy places the organism in Eukaryota, Viridiplantae, Streptophyta, Magnoliopsida, Zingiberales, Musaceae.
GUCGACAGAGACUGCCACCAUGGCGCACUUCUUCCACCACCACCACCACCACAGGGAGGAGCACGGCUCGAGCGCCGGCGGCAGGUCGUCGCCGCGCACGGUGAGGGUCUACACCAAGGCCGACCCGAACUACUCCCUCUCCAUCCGCGAUGGCGACGUGAUCCUCGCGCCUAAUGAUCCCGAUGAUCCCUACCAGCACUGGUACAAGGAUAUGAAGCACGGCACCAGGGUGAAGGACGAAGAGGGCUUCCCCGGCUUUGCUCUCGUCAACAGUGUCACCGGCGAAGCCAUCAAACACUCCCUUGGAGCUCAAAAUCCAGUCCGGCUGGUUCCUUACAACCCGGAUUACCUGGAUGAAUCUGUUCUGUGGGCUGAGAGCAAUGACACUGGUAAAGGCUACAGGUGCAUCAGGAUGGUGAACAACAUCCGCUUGAACUUUGAUGCUUUCCAUGGAGACAAGGACCACGGAGGAGUGCGAGACGGAACCACGGUGGUGCUAUGGGAGUGGCUCAAAGGGGACAACCAGAGGUGGAAGAUCGAACCCCAAUCCUCCGACCCUCCUCCCCCCACCAACUACGCCGGCGGCAGGCCGCCACAGCGUACUGUUCGGAUCUUUACCAAGGCAGGGCCGGACUACUCCCUCGCCGUCCGUGAUGGAAGAGUGGUGCUUGCACCCACUGAUCCCAACGAUGACUACCAGCGUUGGUACAAGGACAUGAGGUACGGGACCGAGGUGAAGGACGAAGAAGGUUUCCCAAGCUUUGCUCUCGUCAACAAAGUGACCGGCGAAUCUAUCAAGCACUCCAUCGGAGCUACGAAUCCAAUCCGACUGGUUCCAUACAACAAAGAGUACCUCGAUGAGUCCGUUCUGUGGUCUGAGAGUAAUGACACCGGUGAGGGGUACAGGUGCAUCAGGAUGGUGAACAACAUCCGCUUGAACUUUGAUGCCUUCCAUGGCGAUAAGGACCAUGGUGGAGUGAGGGAUGGAACCACUAUUGUGCUGUGGGAGUGGCUCAAAGGGGACAACCAGAGGUGGAAGAUCGUUCCUUAUUGAACAAUGCGAUGGCGGCAUCAAUCGCAAUCUCUUGGUCUCGGUUUGCUGCUCUGCACAGCAUUUACCAGCUAGUAGACGUGCGUUCCAAGAAUAAGCUGUGCUUUAGGGCCUCUGUGUCCCUCUUUUCUUCUGGCAUUUGCUAUGUUAUCGUGGCGCUAUGCCACUACUUCGGGGAGUUGAUCUCCAUGCUUUCAGCUUGGUUAUUGUACUGGCUAAAUAUUAAUGCAUCUAUCUUAUGACA